UAUCAAAUAUCAAUUUGCCACCGACGCUGGAAAACCCAAACGAAAACCCACCCCGUGUUCGCGUGUUCCCUGCCUUAGCGCGGCGGCGAUCCUCCUUGCGGCGAUCCUCCGUGUGGCGAACCUCCUUGCAGCGAUCCUCUUGCGGCGAUCUAGCAGCGUUCUUCCCUGUCGCGAAGACAUCCACACUCGCGAACUCUUUUCCCCUUCGCGAAGAGCCCUAGCGGCUUCCCCCUCGGAAGGCGUCCCACUAGCAAACAUUCCCCACUCCUCUUCUUGAAAAGCCAAGGCAAGAUGGGGAAGAAGCAACACAGUAAAGAUCGGAUGUAUAUAACAAAAACUGAGUGGGCAACUGAGUGGGGUGGUGCCAAAUCUAAAGAUAACUCUUUACCCUUCAAACAAUUACCCUUUUACUGCUGCUCGCUUACUUUCUUACCAUUUGAAGACCCAGUUUGUACUUCUGACGGCAGUGUGUUUGAUCUGAUGAGUAUAGUCCCUUAUAUCAAGAAAUAUGGUAAGCAUCCUAUUUCUGGAGCUGCUCUCAGAGAAGAAGAUCUAAUUCCUCUUACUUUCCACAAGAAUCCUGAUGGGGAAUACCAGUGCCCAGUUCUUAACAAAGUUUUUACAGAAUUUACACAUAUAAUCACUGUUAAAACUACAGGAAAUGUUUUCUGUUAUGAGGCGAUUAAAGAAUUAAACCUCAAAACAAAAAACUGGAAAGAGUUGCUUACAGAUGAGCCGUUUACUAAGGAUGAUUUAAUAACAAUCCAGAAUCCCAAUGCACUCGAUAGCAAGGUUCUGUCUGAUUUUGAUCAUGUUAGAAAUAAUCUGGCAGUUGAUAAUGAAGAUUUGAAGAAAAUGAGUGAAGAUCCAACCUACAACAUUAAUAUAUCUGGUGAUAUUAAGCAAAUGCUUCAAGAACUAGGAACUGAAAAGGGGAAGUUGGUUGCACUGCAUGGCGGAGGUGGAGAAAAGGCAAAAAAAGAACGAGCUGCUGCACUAUCUGCUAUUCUAGAAUCAAGAUCGCGUGUGAAAGAAGAUUCACAAUCUGGUGCAAAUGGAGACUCCAAACCUGUUCAGUCCUUUAGCAUUGUAGAUGUUGCAUCUGCUUCUGUUCAUGGGAGAAGUGCAGCUGCAGCAAAAUCAGCUUCUAGUGAUAAGACAACUGCUCGAAUUGCUUUGCACAUGGCAGGUGAACGGGUGCCUGUAAAUGCUAAGCUUGUUAAAAGCCGUUUUACCACUGGUGCUGCCUCGCGUUCAUUCACCUCUACUGCUUAUGAUCCAGUUACACAAAACGAAUUCGAAUAUGUCAAAGUUGAAAAGAAUCCAAAGAAGAAAGGAUAUAUUCAGUUGCACACAACCCAUGGAGACUUAAAUCUAGAGCUACAUUGUGACAUAACUCCCAGAGCAUGUGAAAACUUUAUUACACAUUGUGAAAACAGUUAUUAUAAUGGUGUAGCUUUCCACCGCAGCAUUAGGAAUUUCAUGAUUCAAGGAGGUGAUCCCACAGGUACUGGAAGGGGAGGACAGUCCAUCUGGGGUAAGCCUUUCAAAGAUGAGUUGAAUUCAAAAUUACUACACUCAGGAAGGGGUAUUCUCAGCAUGGCCAACAGUGGACCCCAUACCAAUGGUUCCCAGUUCUUCAUUCUUUACAAGUCAGCCAGCCAUUUGAAUUUUAAGCACACAGUGUUUGGUUCUGUUGUUGGUGGUUUGAACACGCUUACUGCAAUGGAAAAGGUUCCUGUUGAUGAUGAUGAUAGGCCUAUGGAGGAGAUAAAGAUAACAAGUGUCACCAUUUUUGUAAAUCCUUAUACUGAGCUAGACGAAGAGGAAGUGAAGGCUGAAGAGGAAAAACACGAUCAAGAAAAAGAUAAGGUAGGUUCAUGGUACAGUAAGCCAAGCGUUGGAGUGGCUGGUUCUAUAGGUGUCCCUGGCGGUAUCGGCAAGUACCUCAAAACAAAGACCUCCACAUCCACUGAUUCUUCAGCUGCCAAUGUUGCAAGAUCAGAUGACUCAACCAAGAAGAGAAAAGUAGAGGCCUCAAAUGUAGAGUUCAAGAACUUCUCUAACUGGUAAAGAUAUUCAUGUACCAGAUUAACGACUAGCCUUAUGCUGAACUUGCAUAGUUUUAUUCCUCGAUUGAUCUUUCAUGUCGACAUGAGAGUUUCACCUAGCAUGUAUCAGUAGUUAUAUGUUUGUAUGACAAAUGAAAUUUCCCCUUAGUUCUGAUCACCUGUAUUCCAUCAAAUAUUUCAUCAAGGCUAUCCUGACCAUGAUCUCAAGAUUGAUUUCA
Messenger RNA from Zingiber officinale, 2290 nucleotides. RefSeq names its product peptidyl-prolyl cis-trans isomerase CYP65-like. Lineage: Eukaryota; Viridiplantae; Streptophyta; Magnoliopsida; Zingiberales; Zingiberaceae. Bases 292 to 2073 code for a protein of 593 amino acids. The transcript is spliced from 12 exons. The record is from RefSeq and is a predicted model, not a curated record. Gene Ontology annotation, biological process: protein folding; protein polyubiquitination; protein peptidyl-prolyl isomerization. Gene Ontology annotation, cellular component: catalytic step 2 spliceosome. Gene Ontology annotation, molecular function: ubiquitin-ubiquitin ligase activity; peptidyl-prolyl cis-trans isomerase activity.